GAACAAACCGCGAAACGAUGACAGAAAGUUUUGAAGUGGGCAAGACGACGCACAACCUCGGUAUCGCGAACUGGUAGUCACCGGACUUCCGGCAAUCGUCUGCCGAUAAUAAUUUGCGAGAGGUGCGGAAAAACGCGAACGGAACGUACCCAUCGCGGUUGAGAGAAAAUGCGAUGAGGUGUAUCGCGACGUUGCUGGUAUUAUCAGUUUGCUAGCACGCAGGAAAAGAGAUUGCGAAAGAAAGAGAGAGAAAGAGAGAGAGAGAGAGAGAGAGAGAAAAAGAAGCGCAUGCCGCGGUUACGAACGUGCUGAUGCGAUGCAAACUCAGUGCUUCUCACUUCGCGUCGUGAAGUAACGGAUGGACGAAAGAAACACAAGGUUGUUCCCUGCGCGUUCCUUGACGCGUACUCAGUGAGCGUAAAGUCGCGGUGACGCAAACGUCCGUAAAGGAUAUCCCGUCAUUCGCAAUUAAAUACGAACGAGAAGUGAAUCGUUUACACCGGCGGCAGGAUGACGAGGAAGCUCAGCAAGUUCCUGAUACUUUUCGACAACACGAAUUUACUGUAUUUCCCCGGACAUUUUUUGUCCGGCCGAGUUCUCAUAGAACUGGACGAUGAAGCUUACGUCUCCGGACUGCAUUUCCAUGUUGUGGGAGAAGGUGUAGUUCGGGUACGCAGCCAACGUGCCGAGAGGGUUUACGACAAAGAGAAUUACAUCGAUUUUCGCAUGCGGCUGCUGGGCGAACCAGGCGAAGGACCGUCACUGCUGUCACCGGGAAUACACAGUUUUCCGUUCAAAUUGGGUUUGCCGUUGGGUCUGCCCUCUACUUUCCUCGGUAAGCACGGAUGGGUGCAGUAUUAUUGCAAAGCGGCUUUACGCGAGCCGGGUGGACUUACGCACAAAAACCAACAGGUUUUCAUCGUCAUGAAUCCGAUCGACUUGAACCUGGAGCCUCCGAUAUUGGCGCAACCCGCAAGACAAGAGAUCGAACAGCGCGUGGGUGUCUCUUGCGUAUCGGGCGGUCCCGUGUUCUGCAGGGUGAGCUUGGACCGAGGUGGAUACGUUCCCGGGGAAACAAUCGGUAUUUCCGCGACUGUCAGCAAUCGCAGUAAGGUGACGAUGAAAUCGACGAAAGCAUCGCUCACCGAGACGAUACAGUAUUUGUGUCGGGGUAAGGUGCUCGCCAGCGAGACUCGGGAGCUGGCUAGUGUCUCCAGGGGAAAAAUUCGGCCUGGUGAGGGGGAGGAAUGGCUGAACGAGCAAAUGUACGUUCCCCCAUUGCCACCGACGAAUCUGAGAGGGUGUCACUUGAUCAACGUUCUUUAUCACGUUUAUUUCGUUAUAAGCCCAAAGAGUCUGGACAAAGAAAUCAAGCUGCAGAUACCAAUCGUAUUGGCUACGUAUCCGUUGAGACCGGAAGGCGUUCCGGCUGGUACAGCGCCGUCCAAACGAGGUGCUCAUUAUCCAUCGACGCUACCGAUUUUCCGACCUUGGCUGGACGACAAAGCUUUCGAGAUACAGGAAUAAGAACUGACGCGCAUUUCUAUACAUGUUGCGUAUAUAUCAUAAAUAGUACCUUAAUAAACAAACAGGUGCUACUUUUUUGAGAUUUAUAUACCGUGUGUGCUCACUACGUGCGUGCAAUCACUCUCGUCUAAAAAUCUUCGUCGAUUCCGAUAUUGCUAGUCACAGCAAAACUCUUGUGCAAAAAUUUCAAUCGGAUCGAUGACGAUUUUUGGGGAAAAAAAAUAUCAGAUUUGGUGCAAUUAUACAUGUAAGUGAUGAAACAUUUUAAUGUAUGUUACAUUUUAUGAAUAUGUAUAUCUAUAAUGACAAAAUGCGCGCGCUAAUCGCGUCGAUGAUCUUUAUAAAAGAAAACACAUGUAUAAAUUGUAUAAUAUUGUAUAAAAUAAUUGACA
Messenger RNA from Pseudomyrmex gracilis, 1919 nucleotides. RefSeq names its product arrestin domain-containing protein 2 (gene Vdup1). The record is from RefSeq and is a predicted model, not a curated record. The transcript has 6 exons. The coding region runs from base 511 to 1527 and encodes 338 amino acids. Gene Ontology annotation, biological process: protein transport. NCBI's taxonomy places the organism in Eukaryota, Metazoa, Arthropoda, Insecta, Hymenoptera, Formicidae. Gene Ontology annotation, cellular component: cytoplasm.